UGCCGGUUGAGAGCUUGGUGUCUUAUCCGUUUUUUGAUUCCUCUCAAGUCCAAGGAGUCUGGAACUGGUGCGUCGUGAUACAGCGUGGUCACAGCGCGUGAAUCACAGUCAAAGUUUGCAGCAGAACUGGGGCAACUUGGUCACGUGCGUGUUUGCUCAGGAGAAUAGGAAAGGUCCGAAACAAGAGGACAACAGUCUUUCAAAUCCUGGAGCCUGUCAAACCGUGUUUUAGCACUGCUGUAUCAGUCUAUGGUGAAAAGUAAAAAGAAUCGCCCCUUUGCUGCUUUGAGGGUUAAUUGGCUCCACUUAGAGCACCAUGGACGAGCUGCAGGAUGUUCAGUUGACAGAGAUCAAACCUCUCCUGAAUGACAAGGAACAUGACAUUGAGACAGCUUUUGGAGUGGUCCAUGUCACCAUGCGGGGCACACCCAAGGGGAACAGACCUGUCAUCCUCACAUACCAUGACAUUGGCCUCAACCACAAAUCCUGCUUUAAUGCAUUCUUUAACUUUGAAGACAUGCAAGAGAUCACUCAGCAUUUUGCUGUGUGCCACGUGGAUGCACCAGGCCAGCAGGAAGGAGCCCCCCCAUUCCCAUCUGGGUACCAGUAUCCCAGUAUGGAUGAACUGGCUGAAAUGCUGCCCGCUGUUCUAACACACCUGAACCUGAAAAGCUUCAUCGGGAUUGGACUGGGAGCUGGCGCUUAUGUCCUCAGCAGGUGUGCACUCAGCCACCCCGACCUGGUGGAGGGACUCGUCCUUAUUAAUGUUGAUCCAUGUGCAAAGGGCUGGAUUGACUGGGCAGCAUCCAAGUUUUCAGGCUGGACAACCAACAUAGUGGAUAUUGUCUUGGCACACCAUUUUGGCCACGAGGAACUGCAGGCAAAUCUAGAUUUGAUCCAAACGUACAGGCUUCAUAUCGCGCAGGACAUUAACCAAGAUAACCUUCAGCUGUUCCUCACCUCAUACAACAGUCGCAGAGAUCUGGAAAUUGAGAGACCAGUUCUUGGCAUCAAUGAAAAUACUGCAAAAACACUCAAGUGCCCUGCCUUGCUAGUGGUUGGUGACAACUCACCUGCUGUGGAAGCAGUGGUCGAAUGCAAUUCACGUCUUGACCCAACCAAAACUACCCUUUUGAAGAUGGCCGACUGCGGGGGCCUGCCCCAGGUGGUUCAGCCUGGCAAGCUGACUGAAGCCUUCAAGUACUUUGUGCAGGGAAUGGGCUACAUCCCUUAUGUGCAGCUCAGCCACCUAAGCACUGAGUCAGUGCCAGCAGCUAGCAUGACCCGGCUGAUGCGCUCCCGUACUCACUCCUCCUCUAGCGUGGGCUCCGGCGAGAGCAUCCGCAGCCGGUCUCAUACUAGCAACCAUGGUGAAGGAAGCGCUGGAACCCCAGACGGAAUUGACCUCCAGGACGCACCUCAAACCAUGGAAGUAUCCUGUUAGGCAGGAGCCCCUCUUCUGGAUUCAGACAACUCCACUCGCCCCCACCGAACCCACUCAGAAUCUAGCAUUUCAUCCAACAUGGCAUUAACUGUUCUCUCUAACUUGUGCAUGCCCAUCUGAGCUGCCGCCUCCUUGGUAGUCUGUACUUGGCAUUACUUUGGUCCUUUCUGUAUGCCCUCGGCAUCAGAGCCUCUUUAAAACUCGUUAACAUUCCACAGUCUUAGUAAGUCACGUUACUGUACAUGCUGAUACCAUCUCCUUUCUGUGCUGUGUAUCAAUCCAGAUGACAGCCGUUGUCUCCCCUGUUCAUUUAAAUAUAAUUCCUGUGGCUUUGUGAGGUUUAGAAUUGCUUUCUAGUUGUGCUUCUGCUAAAGGACCCUUGUGGUGCAGUUGGUAUGGCAUCUGUGGGACGCGGGAAAGCGAGACCAGGGCGAUGUGAAACACCAGGCGCUGGAGCAGGCGGAGCUCUUCGGCAGAGCUGUGCCGGCAGCACGGAACCCACCAGAAGGUCUUUGUGUGCCAGGACUCUUGGCAACGCCAGGCAGCCUGGGGAAAACAAACGGUCAGGAACACUGCCUUGGUCUCGUCUCUGGGUGUGUUAAGAAGGAGCAGAGUGAUUUCUCACCUGAGCCUCCUGAAAGGGCAAAGCAAUUAACAAGGAAACUCACACUAUCCGAGGUGCACUAUGAGCCGAGUACAAGGGAUUAAACUACAGCAGCCCUGGCCUCCAGACCGCCUUUGCUGACCCUCCGCCUCCCCCGCGCAAGGGCCAGGUGCAGUUAACACCCAGUCGCGAUUCUACCCCGGCACAGACGAGUCUUUCAGAUCAAGCAGGUUGCGAAACGGGCAGCAGUGCCCCUUGCCAGGGGAGGGAUCCAGGAGUCUCCCGCACUGCCGGCUCCGCGUUCCGCCGCUGCCUGCCCCGGGCAGGGUGUCUGCGCAGGGGAUUAACUGAGGCGCAGGAAAGAUCAGCGAACGUAAAUGACGUCCGGCAGACGGACGUUCGUGUGAGUCGGGUCAGAAGCGUGAGCGGCGAAUGCCUCUGUGCAGGUACUAUUUACUGCCUUCGUGGAGUUCGCGAUUCUGCCGCUUUUUUACAUCUGGCCGGGUCACAGAGGGCGGGAGGCAAAUGCCUGCUGCGUGCCAGGGUCUAGCUGUUCAUGGGAGAAAAGGGAUGAGCGGUCAGGCUGCUACAGGCCUCAAUAGCUGAGCAAAACAUUCUUUCUUAACUGUUGGGCAGUCCUGACUCACUGGGAGCCAGCUGCUCCGAGGGUCACGCUCACGUUCUGCUCCAUUUCAGGUAGGGAAUGGGACUGGGAGGCUCUGCCUGAGGGGGACUUUGUACCAGUUAUUAAAUAAAGCUAUAACUUGAGUUUCAUUGUUA
Messenger RNA from Chroicocephalus ridibundus (black-headed gull), 2828 nucleotides. RefSeq names its product NDRG family member 3 (gene NDRG3). Gene Ontology annotation, biological process: signal transduction. NCBI's taxonomy places the organism in Eukaryota, Metazoa, Chordata, Aves, Charadriiformes, Laridae. The transcript has 17 exons. The coding region runs from base 317 to 1444 and encodes 375 amino acids. Gene Ontology annotation, cellular component: cytoplasm. The record is from RefSeq and is a predicted model, not a curated record.